Messenger RNA from Arctia plantaginis, 1380 nucleotides. The record is from the annotation of a GenBank genome assembly. Lineage: Eukaryota; Metazoa; Arthropoda; Insecta; Lepidoptera; Erebidae.
AUGUUUAGGUCUGGUAAAACUUUGUGCACUACAUUGAGCCGCCGUUUUGGUGCUGUGGAUGGUGUAGCAGUGGCUAACAAACAUAAAAUCUGCACUCUAGAGACAACUGUAAAUGAUAAAUUUAAGUUUCCGGCACGCUUGGGAACUGGCGAAAAGAGUGUAUGGGUUGAAUACAUUCAACUAGUAGCGGAUACUAAACCUGCAGUGAACCUCGGGCAGGGUUACCCGGAUUUUCAUGCACCAGAACAUAUAAGAAAGGCUCUAUCAAAAAUAGCUAUCAGUGAAAAUCCACUGACACACCAAUACACAAGAGGGUUUGGUCAUCCUAAAUUAGUACAAAAUCUAUCGAAAUUGUAUUCUCCAUUGGUGUGCAGAAAUAUUAAUCCACUGAAUGAAAUCCUGGUCACCGUUGGUGGAUAUGAAGCAAUAUAUUGCGCCAUUUUGGGUCAUGUUGAAGCAGGCGAUGAGGUUAUAGUUAUAGAGCCUUUCUUCGACUGCUACGAAUUUAUGAUUAGAAGCGCAGGCGGUGUACCGAGAUUUAUACCUCUUAAAUUAAAAAAAACUUGUGGCACAGUAACCUCUGCAGACUGGAUACUAGAUGAGAAGGAGUUAGCUUCUAUGUUUAAUUGCCGUACAAAAAUAAUUAUUGUGAACAAUCCACAUAACCCUACGGGCAAAGUCUUUACCUGUAAAGAGCUGAUGUUCAUAGCCAAUCUUUGUGAGAAAUAUAAUGUACUGUGCUUGGCCGAUGAAGUGUACGAGUGGGUGGUAUAUCCGCCUAAUGAGCAUAUAAGAAUGGCCACUCUGCCGGACAUGUGGGAACGCACAAUAACAGUGGGCUCAGCGGGCAAGACAUUCUCAGUAACCGGCUGGAAGAUAGGAUGGGCGUACGGUAAUUCAAAAAUCAUGCGCCAUCUGCAGAUUAUACACCAGAACUGUGUGUAUACUUGCUGUACGCCGAUACAGGAAGCGAUCGCACAGGCGCUUGACAUCGAACUAGCCCAACGUACUACCCCUAAAUUCUACAUGGAAGCUUUGGCUAAAGAACUUAAACCUAAAAGAGACUUUAUGGUGAAGACACUCACUGAGGUGGGCUUCUGCCCCACCAUAGCUGAAGCUGGCUACUUCAUCAUUGCGGACUGGCGUAACCUUGCUAGAAGAAUCGACUUAUCCACUGAAAAGGACAAAUAUAAAGACUAUCGCUUUACAAAGAAAUUUUCAAAGGAAUGUGGCGUAAUGACCAUUCCACCAAGCGCCUUUUACUCCCCACAACAUAAACAUCUUGGGGAGAACUUUGCCAGAUUUUGUUUUAUUAAGAAAGAUGAUAGACUGUCAUUGGCAGCAAAGCUUAUGAAGGAAUGGAGCGUGAAAAGAAAAUAG